Messenger RNA from Perkinsus marinus ATCC 50983, 795 nucleotides. RefSeq names its product aldo-keto reductase, putative. Lineage: Eukaryota; Perkinsozoa; Perkinsida; Perkinsidae. The transcript is spliced from 7 exons. Gene Ontology annotation, molecular function: aldose reductase (NADPH) activity. The record is from RefSeq and is a predicted model, not a curated record. Gene Ontology annotation, cellular component: cytosol. The coding region runs from base 1 to 795 and encodes 264 amino acids.
AUGCCGGUUAUUGGACUUGGUACUUUUAUGUCUCGCGGAGACGAAGUGGAGGAAGCCGUGUACUCGGCCCUUCAAAUGGGUUACAGACAUAUUGAUACUGCUGACUUGUACAUGAACCAUGAGCAAGUCGGGAGAGCGCUGAAGCGCGCUAUUGGUGAUGGAAUCGUGAAGCGAUCUGAUGUAUUUUUGGUAUCGAAAUUGUGGCCUACAGAUUACAGGGCUGAUCUUGUGCGAAACAGAGUUGAAAAGAUGCUCGUGGAUCUGCAAGUUGACUACUUGGACCAACUGUUAUUGCAUAUGCCAGAGGCAUGGGAGCAUCAGAAUGACUUGGAAGAUCAUGAUCUAGGUGACACGUGGAGGAUGUUUGAGGAGUUGUAUGAAGAGAAGAAGGUUCGUUCCAUUGGAGUCAGCAACUUCGGUAUCCAGCGAACGACGGACCUGUUAUCCAAAUCACGGAUCAGACCAGCUGUGAACCAAAUAGAAGUGCAUCCUUUCCUACCACAAGACAAGUUAUUAGACUUCUGCACUGCGAGAGGUAUGAAGGUGGUUGCUUAUGCUCCAUUGGGAGCUCCUGGAUACCCGUACGAGCAUCCAGGACCCCUCCCUGAUGUUUUCCAUCACCCAAGUAUAAAACAGAUUGCUGUCAGCCAUGCGAAGACCGCGGCUCAAGUUGCUCUGCGCUGGGCUAUUCAACGAGGGACAGUUGUGAUCCCCAAGAGUGUCCGAAGAGAACGGAUCGAAGAAAACCUGAACAUAUUCGACUUCGAGUUGUCGGAGGAGGAAAUGGUAGACUAA